Molecule: messenger RNA, 1686 nt
Organism: Galendromus occidentalis (western predatory mite)
Lineage: Eukaryota; Metazoa; Arthropoda; Arachnida; Mesostigmata; Phytoseiidae
Product: phosphate carrier protein, mitochondrial
Exons: 2
Coding region: 138-1196 (352 amino acids)
Biological process (GO): mitochondrial phosphate ion transmembrane transport
Cellular component (GO): mitochondrial inner membrane
Molecular function (GO): phosphate transmembrane transporter activity
Source: RefSeq, a predicted model, not a curated record
CACCACACAACGGGGUGACUUUCAUCGGCCAUCUUCCCUUGUCGAGUUAGUUGCAGUGUUCGUCGUCGGCGACGUCGUGAGGCUCAUUCUGUUCUAUUCGAUCAUCCGGCUACCGUUGUCCGAGAACGAAUCAGAAUAUGUUGAAGAUUUUCCAAUCACAGGACGGCCAGCAGCGCUUCCGUUCGCCCUUCGCGCCUAUGGUGGCGAAGUGUGAGGCGGGAGCUCCCGCGGCGCCGGUUCGAGUCCUCUCGGCAGCCAACACCGCCGACGAAGUCGUCUACGGCUCAGGACAAUACUACGCCCUCUGCGGUCUCGGCGGGAUCCUCUCGUGCGGUAUCACCCACACGGCGUUGACGCCUCUCGAUCUCGUCAAGUGCCGAAUCCAGACGAAUCCCACCAAGUACAAGAGCAUUUUCCAGGGUUUCAAGCUCACCCACGCAGAAGAAGGUGUUCGAGGACUCGGUCGAGGAUGGGCCCCAACAGCCAUCGGAUACUCGCUCCAGGGUCUCGGAAAGUUCGGCUUCUAUGAAGUGUUCAAGAUAUUCUACGCCGACCUCCUCGGUGAGGAGAACACCUACCUGUGGCGAACGUCACUGUACCUUGCGGCUUCGGCUUCUGCCGAAUUCUUCGCCGAUAUCGCCCUCUGCCCACUGGAGGCGUGCAAGGUGCGAAUCCAAACCCAGCCCGGAUGCUCUCCGUACCUGGCCAAAGUUUUCCCGCAAAUCCUCAAGGACGAGGGAAUCGGCGGUCUCUACAAGGGUCUGACCCCGCUGUGGAUGCGACAGAUCCCCUACACGAUGAUGAAGUUCGCCUGCUUCGAGCGAACCGUCGAGUUGCUCUACAAGCACGUCGUUCCCAAACCCCGUGACCAAUGCUCGAAGGGCGAGCAGUUGAUCGUUACGUUCACCGCUGGAUAUAUCGCUGGAGUUUUCUGUGCCGUGGUGUCGCAUCCCGCCGAUACCAUCGUGUCUAAACUCAACCAGGACAAAGGCUCGACCGCUGUUGAUGUUGCCAAGAAGCUCGGCUUCGCCGGUCUCUGGAAGGGUCUCGUUCCUCGUAUCAUCAUGAUCGGUACGCUCACCGCCCUGCAAUGGUUCAUCUACGACGCGGUCAAGGUGGCGCUCCGCCUCCCCCGCCCACCACCACCUCAGAUGCCCGAGAGUCUCCGUCUGAAACUCGAGAAGGAACAGAAGUAGACGCGGCUCGCACAAGGCUGUAAUCGACCACCUCGAGUAGUUAUUGAACUAAUUGAUCAGAAACAAAUUCAUACGAAAAUGUUGUCCGAUUGAGAACACGGAAAGAGCGAGACACGAUUCGGUACGCUCACAUUUCGGAGACACGGAAAACAUUGGUUCGUGACUCUCGCGUGUCUAGUGUGCAGGGGGUACUUAUAAUUGGUUGAAAGUUGAAUGACGGAUGCAUGAGACUGACGAAAAGCCCGGUCAACGUUGGCGUGCUCGAGUAUUUUUCGGAGAGAUGGUGUUUGGCUGUCUCCCAUUCUCUAGGUCUAGUGAAUUGAAUCAAUCAAAUUGAAAUUAAUAUAAAAACGGAAGGAUUGCGCAAGAGGAUGUCGGUUGGAAAAUGAGGGUGUGCGCCAUGCGUGUUGAGGAAGAGAAGCCGCUCUGAAAACAGAUCAGUCAUCGUCGUUCUUCGCUUCUGAACCAGAAAUAAAACACCUCCAUUCCU